Molecule: messenger RNA, 4273 nt
Organism: Neurospora tetraspora
Lineage: Eukaryota; Fungi; Ascomycota; Sordariomycetes; Sordariales; Sordariaceae
Exons: 3
Coding region: 226-4212 (1328 amino acids)
Source: RefSeq, a predicted model, not a curated record
GUCAACACUUUGGGCACCAAACCCCUCAUAUCUAACCCCUCAGAUCGAGAUAUCGACUUUUAACACCAAGCAUUUGAGCCUCUGCCUACGAGAAGCGAUCGGUAUCAAACACUUCAUCUACGCUAUUAAACAGGCAAUACGCAAUAUCCGCCGUACGGGUAUACUAGUACCAUUCUCAGUUGUAGCCGUACAAGCUCCUCUCCUGGUAGCCGAACCUUGAUUACCAUGGACGUUAAUGAAGGCAUUUCUUUGGCGGUAUGGACCACUGUCUUAUGUCUUGUCUGUGCGACCGCCGCUUGGCUUUGGUUCUAUGCGCCAGCGGGUUCCGGUACCGCACCGUCGUCUCUAGCGAAGCCUGCUUCAGAUUAUACACGAUCCACGCAGCGAGGCGUCCAUCUCAAUCAAGUCAACAAGGACAAUGGAGACACCGACAUUGACAUCAUUGCUAUCCAUGGCCUCGAUACAAAAUCACCGGAUACGUGGACAUGGCGGGAUCACAAGGAUCCCAACGUCAGCGUCAAUUGGCUAGCCGAUUUGCUCCCGGUCGACGAAGGAAAGGCACGUAUCUUUACAUUGGACUGGCCUGCCGACCUACUUCAACCGUCAGAUUUAGUCCCGAAGUUUGAUGGCGAGAUCGUUACGCUCCUAAUUGAUGGCAUCAACAGAGAACUCUUGGCAAAGAAUAAGACAAGAGACAGACCGAUCCUCUUUAUCGCUUCUUGUCUUGGGGGGAUCAUCUUAAUGAGGGCUCUCACAACCGCCGCCGAUCAUGAAUGCACCACGAGCUGUUAUUGCCUCAGCAAAGCAACACGUGGCAUUAUCUUCCUCGCUACCCCGUUUCGAGGGACUUCGUUCGAAGAUGUAGCGUUCUGGGCAGAUCCAGGUCUGACCGCAUGGGCAUUCAUCUACGGCCGAACAGUGAGCAAGCUACUCGACAGUGUGAAGGGUUCGACCUCUGAUCUUGAAACACUCGUAUCCGAAUUCACACAAUUGUGUCAGCAUCCGAACUGGCCCUUUCUAGUAUUCAACUUUUAUGAACUUGGAAGGACGAGUUUGUGGCGCAAGUUAUUCCCUUGGCUACCGGGUUUGUUCUUCAAAGGAAAACCGCUAGUUGAUAGUUCCUCAGCAAGACUAGACAUUGUUCGAAAUCCAUUACCACUCAGUCGGCCCCAUGUUCUGAUGAAUAAGUUCGACAGCAAUAAAUGCGCUGAUUACAAGCUUGUUGCUGGAAAAAUUGAAGAAUUUGUUGAGAAGAUCCGUAAUGGAACGCCUCUCAAGCAAGCAGAUGCUUGGAUACAUGAGAAAGUCUAUACGAAGAAAAGGCUUAACAUUGAACGGCUCUCAGGCAAGUCACUGUCGAUGGAUCAGUGUUACAUCAACCUUUCCAUUAUAGAGUGGACUGGCGAAAACAAAGACCGUUCGGAAAAGCAAACAAAAACGGAGUUGACGUCGCGAUAUUCCCCGUUUUCACUCAACACUCGAUUGAAAGUGGAAACGCCAAAUGCAACAAUUCAAGUCGACUUACCAUCGCUCUUCAAGGAACGCGAAGAACCUGACGGUCGCAAGAUAGGUCGCAAGAUACAACCAAGACGAAUAUUGAUUCGAGGACGCGCUGGAGUAGGGAAGACUACUCUGUGUAAGAAGAUUGUCUAUUCAUUCAUGCAUGGCGAAUUGCCCAAAUGGACUGAAUUAUUCGACCGCGUACUCUGGGUACCUCUACGGAAUCUGAAGCUGGAAGACAGACGCCGGGCUGAUUACCGCUUUACCGACCUCUUUAUUCAUGAAUAUUUCUCCAUGUCGAAUUGCAGAGAGGACCUUGCCCAAGCAUUAUACAACACAUUGCUCGAUACACCGGAGAAGAGGAGCAGGACUUUAUUUCUCCUUGAUGGCCUAGAUGAGGUAUCGCAAGGCUUGAGCGAAGGCGGUAUGUCUAGCUUCCUUGAUGUGUUGCUAGAUCAGCCGAACGUCAUCAUCACCUCCCGGCCGUACGGCAAGCCUCUGGCUGGCCUGCAUCUCGAAUUGGAAACGAUCGGGUUCUAUCCAAACCAAGUGGAGGCUUAUAUCAACAAGGUUUUCACCGAAUACUCAGACACAGCUGUCCGCGUUCAGUCAUUCCUAAAAGCUCGCAGCCUUCUCCAAGGCCUUAUGCGGAUCCCAAUCCAGCUAGAUGCGCUUUGUUUCGCCUGGAACGGAAGUAUUAAUUCCAGCUCGGAACUUAACACCAUGACGGAUGUUUACCAAGCCAUCGAUCAAAGUCUAUGGAAGAAGGAUAUCCUACGGUUAGGAAAGAAGCACGACAACGAGCUAGUGGAAGCAGCUUACAUUCAAGAGUCUGGUUGGACCGAAAUUGAAAAUCUCGUUUCAACCGAGAUUUUGUUUCUAGAGAUCCUUGCUUUUACUGGGUUGCAAAAUGAUACAAUUGAAUUCGACUCAACACAUCUCGGCCAAAUAUUGCACCACUUUGACGACAUCUUACCCGGUUUCUUACCCAGUAAGACCAUGCCGCACCUCUCCUUUCUCCGAACAUCAGAUUUGAUGGAAACCAGCCACCGAACCUAUCACUUUCUACAUCUGACCUACCAAGAGUACUUUGCGGCUAGGUAUUUUGUACGGCAAUGGAAGGCUAACAAGCGCCUCAAAUGCCUAGCACUCAAUGGUCAGAAGAAUGAAAAUCCUACUCCCAUCGAGGCUAUCCAGUUUCUUGGCGAGAACAAAUACACAGCCCGUUACGACAUCCUAUGGCGCUUUGUUGCCGGCUUGCUUAAUGCCGAGGGCAAGGCAGAGAAGUUCUUCCAAGCGAUCGAGGACGAACCGCAUGAUUUGUUAGGUCCUACGCACCAACGGCUGGUUAUGCAUUGUUUGAGCGAAGUGUCGACGGAGAUGUCACUGCGAAAGAGGCUGGAAGUCAAGCUAAAAGAGUGGCUACUCUUUGAAUACAAAUUCACAGGCAAAACACGUCUAGCAAGCGAGGUGGAAUUUCCAGAAUCAGCUUUAUUGGACACCCUGCAGGAAGUAGGGAUCUAUGAAAAGAUCAGAAUUUUGAAGUGGGUAGCAACACGACCAAUGAUCCCGCCACCCAUCGUCAUUCUGGUUACUUCUUGGCUAGAAGACGGCGAAUUUAUAACCGGGAAAAAGGAUAUCUUACUUGCGUUGCAAGCCCAGUCCAGCUUAUCCGACAAGCUCCUUACGGCUGCAGUAGCAUGUCUAGAAGACGAGGACUGGAGUGUUAGAAAGGCUGCCUUAGGUGUCUUGCAAGCCCAGUCCAGCUUAUCCGACGAGCGCCUUACGGCUGCAGUAGCAUGUCUAGGAGACAAGAAUGGGGAUGUUAGAGAGGUUGCCUUAGGUGUCUUGCAAGCCCAGUCUAGCUUAUCCGACGAGCUCCUUACGGCUGUAGUAGCAUGUCUAGAAGACGAGGACUGGAUUGUUAGAGAGGAUGCCUUAGGUGUCUUGCAAGCUCAGUCCAGUUUAUCCGACGAGCUCCUUACGGCUGUAGUAGCACGCCUAGAAGACGAGGACUGGAGUGUUAGAAAGGCUGCCUUAGGUGUCUUGCAAGCCCAGUCCAGCUUAUCCGACGAGCUCCUUACGGCUGUAGUAGCACGUCUAGAAGACGAGGACUGGAGUGUUAGAUGGGCUGCCUUAGAUAUCUUACAAGCCCAAUCUAACUUAUCCGACGAGCUCCUUACGGCUGUAGUAGCACGUCUAGAAGACGAGGACUGGAGUGUUAGAUGGGCUGCCUUAGAUAUCUUGCAAGCCCAAUCUAACUUAUCCGACGAGCGCCUUACGGCUGUAGUAGCACGUCUAGAAGACGAGGACUGGAGUGUUAGAAAGGCUGCCUUACGUGUCUUGCAAGCCCAGUCCAGCUUAUCCGACGAGCUCCUUACGGCUGCAGUAGCACGUCUAGAAGACAAUAACUGGGAUGUUAGAAAGGCUACCUUAGGUGUCUUGCAAGCUCAGUCCAGUUUAUCUGACGACCUUCUUAAUGGGCCGUUUGUUGAACCAUUAUUCAAAUUUCUCUUGCGAGGUAGCUUUGAUGAGCAGUGGAGUUGGUAUGUUAUAAAGGAGAGAUCUUACGUUAACAUGCCAGAAUGGGUCGGAAUUACUAGCAUUGAUGAUGGAAAGGAGUUUAUGAACAUGGUGACGAGAGCAAGGCAAGGGAUUCUAUCUACGGGUGUGACGAACGGCAGGUCUGAUCUCCCUAAAGGGGAUAGCUGAAGGUAAAGACUAUCAGGUGCUGUUCGGUAUAGCCAAAAGGUAUAAAAUGAGUAUCGCUUGC